UCAACCCGCAGGCUACACAACAAGAGAUUGAGGCAGCAUUGGAUAAUGAUGAAGGCGGUCAAGUUUUUGCUCAAUCGUUGAUGACAUCAACACGUUAUGGUGCAGCAAGGGAUGCGUUGCGAGAAGUGCAGGAGCGUCACGAUGAUAUCAAGAAGAUAGAAAGAACGAUUGAAGAACUUGCAAAUCUUUUCCAAGAGAUGCAGCUGUUGGUGGAAGCUCAGGAUGUGCCAAUUACUGCCAUCGAAGAGCAUACAGAGCAGGUCACUCAUGAUGUGGAACAAGCUGCUGUACAUGUAGAAAAAGCAUUGGAGAGUGCGAGAGGAGCCAGAAGAAAAAAGUGGUACUGUUUUAUGAUACUUGUUAUUAUUUUGAUUGUUGCUGGUGUAGGACUAUAUAUAUACUUGAAGCCCAAGUCGUCGGACACUUCUCCGCCACCAACGCAAACUACCACGGCACCUGGACCUGUAACGACAAAAGCAUAA
Messenger RNA from Acaulospora morrowiae, 482 nucleotides. Lineage: Eukaryota; Fungi; Glomeromycota; Glomeromycetes; Diversisporales; Acaulosporaceae. The record is from the annotation of a GenBank genome assembly.